AUGGGUACGUCAAGCGAGGUUUCUCUCGCACAUCAUAGGGAUAUCUACCAUUACUAUGUCUCGCUGAAGACUUUUUUCGAGGUGACUGGUGAAAAUCGCGACAGGUCAAACUCGACACGAGCUCAGAAGGCCAGAGCCAAGCUAUUAAAGCUAUCUUCUUCUCAAUUUUACGAACUCAGUACGGACGUGUCUGAUGAGCUGCAGAGGAGAAUUGGUGAAGAUGCUAACCAACCGGAUUAUCUUUUGCCGAAGGCCAAUUUCCACAUGAAGAGGAACCAGGCUAGACAGAAACUGGCCAAUCUAUCACAAACUCGAUUUAACGAUUUGUUGGACGAUAUCCUUUUUGAAAUUAAGAGAAGAGGGUUUGACAAGGACUUGGAUGCUCCACCACCCCCAUUACCACAGCCGACGAAACAGGAGGUCGGAAAAGACAGCGACGAUCGUGCAAGAACAUCCACAAAUUCUUCCUCUGUAACUCAGGUAGCUCCAAACGUCUCCGUACAACCUUCUUUGGUUAUUCCUAAGAUGGCAUCGAUUGAUUGGUCUUCUGAGGAAGAAGAAGAAGAACAGGGAAAGAAAAAGCCAAACGAACUGGAGGAAGAAAAAAAAAGCACAGAUGAAAAGAAAGAAGCUAAACCUGCCCUAGAUUCUAUAGUCACGGAUGCCGCUUUGCCUGACUCCCAAGUGCUCGUUCGUGAUAUCACGUCAAUGGCAAGGACUCCGACAACAACGCAUAAAAAUUACUGGGACGUUAAUGACUCUCCAAUCAUCAAGGUAGAUAAUGACAUCGAUAGCAACAAGGCUCUCGAACAAUCGAAAAGCCCCGAAGCACAACUCCUCUCGAACAAUAACCCUGCUUCAGAUAUGAAAGAUAAGGUUAAAGAACUGACUGAUUUAAACAGCGAUUUGCACUCGCAAAUCGAAGAUUUGAAUGCAAAAUUAGCAUCUUUAACAAGUGAGAAGGAAAAGGAAAAGGAAAAGGAAAAAGAAAAGGAUAUAAAGAACCACUACACCAUUGAUGAAAGUUUUCAGAAGGAAAUGCUGUCAUUGAACUCUCAAAUCGGUGAAUUAUCAAUUGAAAAUGAAAAUUUGAAGCAGAAAAUCUCAGAAUUCGAAUUGCAUCAAAAGAAGAACGACAACCAUAAUGAUUUGAAAAUCAGCGACGGUUUUAUUAACAAGCACUCUUCUGCUGAUGGACUCAUUCCCGUCCAAUACAUCUUAAAUGCUAAUAACUUAAUAAUUCAAUUCACCACUAGGCUCUCCGCGGUAUCCAUAGGUGACUCCACGGCAAUCUCUCAUCAAAUUGGCGAAGAGCUAUUUCAAAUAUUAUCCCAAAUAUCGAAUUUAUUUUCCCAACUAUUACUAUCGGCGGACCUAUUACAGUAUAAAGAUCAGGUCAUUCUACUAAAAGCGUCAUUAUCCCAUGCGAUCACUUCGAUAAGAUAUUUUUCUGUUUAUGGCCCAGUAUUAAUCCCAAAGAUAACUGUUCAAGCUGCUGUUUCAGAGGUUAGUUUUGCCAUGUGUAAUUUAAUUGAUUCAGCGAAAAUUAAAUCCGAUUCAAAUGGUAAUAGCAUCACCAAUAAUGAAGCUAACCGUCAAACGUUAGAAUACUCUUCACCAACUACUACCACACCAAUGACACCAACGUUCCCUUCGUCUUCUUCUGCAAUAAAUAUGAAGAAAGGAUUCAUAAACCCAAGAAAAUCAACAUCUUUCUUGAAUGAUGUGGAAGAAGAAGAAUCUCCCGUGAAACCAUUGAAAAUUACACAAAAGGCAAUUAACAGUCCGAUCAUAAGACCGUCUUCGUCCAAUGGGGUUCCAACAACUUCAAGGAAACCAUCAGGAACUGGGCUAUUUAGCUUAAUGAUUGAUUCAUCGAUUGCUAAGAAUAACUCCCACAAAGAGGAUAAUGAUAAAUACGUCUCGCCCAUAAAGCCAAUAACGUCCGCUUCCAAUUCAGCAAGCAGCAAUAUUUCCGAAAUUCCCAAACUUACGCUACCUCCACAAGACAAAAUUAGUACUGUCAUUCCACCGUCAGAGAAUCGAGUCCCCAACAUUAAAAUCGAGAAUGCAGAAGAGGAUGACAAAAGAAGCGAUAUAACAAAUAAAACCUUAUCUACACCAACCUCUAGCAUUGCCGAUAAACUAAAGCAAUUUGAACAUAGCUCCGAAAAGAAACAAUCACCGAAGGAAAAUCCCGUACCAAACGAAGAGGUGGAUUCGAAACCUGUAUUCUCUAAUAAAUUUAUCAGUUCAAUGAAUGAUGUAUCCACAGAUGAUUCGAGUUCUGAUGGUAACGAAAAUGACGAUUUAGACGAUGAUGACGAUUUUACUUAUAUGGCGUUGAAACAAACAAUGAAGAGAGAAGGUUCUAAAACUGAAAAAAAGAUUGAUAACAAACUACCUGCGAAUAUAAUAGAAAUUGACCUACAUGAGUCGCCCGAGUCUGUGAAGAUCGAAUCUCCAGAAUCGAUAAAGGAAAUCGGAUCUUCUGAAAUGUCUCCAAAAAUUGCAAAUAAUUUACCGCCUAAGAGGUUAGUUGAGAAUAGCGAGUCUUCGGAUGUGGUAGAGAAAGUUGCGUCUGCAGAAUCUAUCGAGAAGAAAAAGUCUCCAGAAUCGGCUGGUAAGGCCGAGUCUCCGGGUGUGACGGAGAAGAUUAAAUCUUUGGGUAUGGCAGGUGAAAUUGUAGCUCCAGAAUCAGCUGGUAAGCUGAAAUCUCCGGGUGUAACAGACAAGACUAAAUCUUUGGGUGUGACAGGUAAAACUGUAGCUCCAGAACCAGCUCGUAAGAUGGAAUCUCCGGGUAUAACAGAGACGAUUAAGUCUUUAGAUAUGACCGGAAACAUUGUGGCUCCAGAGUCAAUUAAGUCUCACGAAACGGCCAGGAAGUUGGUGUCACCAGGAGUGGUUGGGAGGAUUGAUUCACCAGAAGUGGUAAUGGAUAGCGAGUCCUCAGAAAUAGUAAGCAAUGCUAUUCCCUCAGAGAUGACAAUGAAAAUAGAAUCCCCAAAUGUAAUUCAAAAGACCGAGUCUGAACCUCAAGAAAUAACGAGAGAUAUUGCAUCCUCAGACACGAUAGGGAAGAUUGGUCCCCCAAAAGUGUUAAAAAAGAUCAUCUUUCCAAAGGCAAUUAACAAAAUUGGAUCAUCAGAAGCAGUUGAAAAGACUCUGUCUUCAGGGACACCAAAAAAGAGCGAGCUCCCAGAAACGAAUGGUCAAAUUGUGUCUCCUGAAGUAGCAAAAACUUCACCUCUAGUAUCGAUAAAGAAUACUGUCGAAUUACCAGAAAGUAAUAAAUCACACACUGAGAGCAUCACCUCAGUCGAAGCUGCCAACAAGGAGCUCAAUAGUUCUUGGGGAGGCGUGGAUUUAAACCGUACGAUCAAACAAGAGGAUGAAGAUGAAGAUUUUAAUAGAGUAAAUCACAAUGCUCAGACCGUUUCUGCCGAAACAAAAUAUGAAAAAAAUGAUUAUGAUAAAAUUCCCGUUAAUCACAAAGCGAAAAGCCCUGGUCAGGUGCAUACCUCCCAGGAAGAUAUUGAUGGAGCACCUUAUGUCCAUGGAAAAAGAACCGAUGCCCAUGUACGCACCGCUGAAGGGGGGCGUGGCUUCAUAAAUCCAGUCGAAAGUUCACAGGUAAAGAAGACGAACCACUUGCCAGUAUCGAACGACAAACCGGUUGAAAAUGGGGACUCAGAGCUGAACGAUGGCGACGUGAAGAUAAAAAAUACUGCAGAAACCACAGUACAUGAUGAGAAACAUUAUAGUGACGAUGAUGAUUCCAGUUAUCAAUUUGUCCCCAUGAAACACCAUGAACAAGAACAAGAACAAGAACAAAAUGCAACGUAUAGAAGUGAAGAGGAAGAAAGUGAAGACGACGAUGACGACGAAGGAGAUAGUGAUUUUGAUGUGGAUACAUUUGACAUUGAAAAUCCAGAUAACACCCUUUCGGAGUUAUUAUUGUAUUUAGAGCAUCAAACGAUGGACGUCAUAUCCACAAUUCAAUCGCUUUUGACAUCGAUCAAGAAGCCGCAGGUGACGAAGGGUAAUUUGAGGGGGGAAUCAAAUGCAAUUAACCAAGUGAUAGGUCAGAUGGUGGACGCCACUAGCAUAUCAAUGGAGCAAAGUAGGAAUGCAAAUUUGAAGAAACAUGGUGAUUGGGUGGUACAAAGCUUGAGAGACUGUUCGCGUAGGAUGACGAUUUUGUGCCAAUUAACCAGCGAUGGAGUGCUAGCAAAGGAAAAGAGCGAUCAAGAUUAUGCUGACAAAAACUUUAAACAGCGGUUAGCAGGUAUUGCGUUUGAUGUGGCCAAAUGUACCAAGGAGCUGGUGAAAACCGUGGAAGAAGCGAGUUUGAAAGACGAGAUAAAUUAUUUGAAUUCGAAGUUGAAGUAG
This is a messenger RNA of Saccharomyces paradoxus, 4395 nucleotides long. RefSeq names its product Spa2p (gene SPA2). Gene Ontology annotation, biological process: pseudohyphal growth; mating projection formation; bipolar cellular bud site selection. Gene Ontology annotation, molecular function: MAP kinase scaffold activity. Lineage: Eukaryota; Fungi; Ascomycota; Saccharomycetes; Saccharomycetales; Saccharomycetaceae. The record is from RefSeq and is a predicted model, not a curated record. Bases 1 to 4395 code for a protein of 1464 amino acids. The transcript has a single exon. Gene Ontology annotation, cellular component: mating projection tip; incipient cellular bud site; cell cortex of growing cell tip.